AUGGACAUGGCAGACUACAGCGAGGCUCUGGACCCAGCCUACACCACGCUGGAGUUCGAAAACAUGCAGGUGCUCCCGUUGGGCACAGAUUCAUCGCCGGCUGAAAGUGCUAACAUGAACGCUGCGAGUCACCUGGCGGUAGGCAGCUUAUGCGCCAUAUGUGGGGACAGAGCGACCGGCAAACACUACGGGGCGUCUAGCUGUGACGGCUGCAAGGGCUUCUUCAGACGCAGCGUUCGCAAAAACCACAUGUAUUCCUGCAGGUUCAACAGGCAAUGCAUUGUGGACAAAGACAAGCGGAAUCAAUGCAGAUACUGCAGACUGAAGAAAUGCUUCAGAGCUGGCAUGAAGAAAGAAGCCGUGCAGAACGAAAGAGACAGAAUCAGCACCAGGAGAUCCAGCUAUGAAGACAGCAGUUUACCGUCCAUCAAUGCACUCAUCCAAGCAGACGUACUGUCACGACAGAUCACGUCCCCCGCGCCCAUACUGAACGGCGACAUAAGAACCAAAAAGAUCGCCGCCAUCACAGACGUGUGUGAGUCCAUGAAGCAGCAGCUGCUGGUGUUAGUGGAGUGGGCCAAGUAUAUCCCGGCCUUCUGUGACCUGCCCCUCGAUGACCAGGUGGCGCUGCUGCGAGCUCACGCAGGAGAACAUCUUCUCCUUGGUGUUGCAAAGAGGUCCAUGCUAUACAAAGACAUCCUCUUAUUAGGAAACGACCACAUCAUCCCCAGAAACAGUCCAGAGCUGGAGGUAGGAAGAGUGGCAGUGAGGAUUCUUGAUGAGCUGGUGCUACCUUUCCAGGAGCUUCAGAUAGACGACAAUGAAUAUGCAUGCCUAAAGGCCAUAGUGUUCUUCGACCCAGACGCCAAAGGUCUCAGUGACCCCGGAAAAAUCAAGCGCAUGCGAUAUCAGGUCCAGGUCAGCCUGGAGGACUACAUCAACGACAGGCAGUACGACUCCCGGGGUCGCUUCGGCGAGCUGCUCUUGCUGCUGCCGACGCUACAGAGCAUCACCUGGCAAAUGAUCGAACAGAUCCAGUUUGUCAAACUGUUCGGAAUGGCCAAGAUCGACAAUCUGCUCCAAGAAAUGCUUCUAGGAGGCUCUGCUAAUGAAGCUCCACAUGCGCCCCACUCUCUGCACCCCCACCUGGUUCAGGAGCACCUCAGCGGCAACGUCAUCGUGACCAGCAACAUGCCGACGCCGAUCCAUAACGGUCAAAUCUCCACUCCUGAAACCCCCAUACCAUCUCCACCUACUGCCUCCUCCAGUUCAGAACAUUACAAAAUGGCUCAGGGGGUCAUAGCCACUGUGCCCAAGCAGCCAACCUCCAUCCCUCAGCCGACCAUUACAAAGCAAGAAGCUAUCUAACAACCCAUUUCAAUCUCUAUACUUUCAGUUUUUGUAUUAUACCAUGUUUAGU
This is a messenger RNA of Salarias fasciatus (jewelled blenny), 1420 nucleotides long. It is a transcript of the gene hnf4a, whose product is annotated as hepatocyte nuclear factor 4, alpha. Gene Ontology annotation, molecular function: zinc ion binding; RNA polymerase II cis-regulatory region sequence-specific DNA binding; DNA-binding transcription factor activity. Bases 1 to 1368 code for a protein of 455 amino acids. Gene Ontology annotation, biological process: regulation of DNA-templated transcription. The record is from RefSeq and is a predicted model, not a curated record. The transcript is spliced from 10 exons. NCBI's taxonomy places the organism in Eukaryota, Metazoa, Chordata, Actinopteri, Blenniiformes, Blenniidae.